AUGCCCAGGAUAUUCGUGAUGCUGCUGCUGCUACUGCUACGACAACACAGUGCUGUAGCCACGCCGACGCCGGGCAAUUUCGCCGAUGCAGCGGAAACGAUCGAUGUGCCACCGGAACAUCGUGCGCCACCACCCGGUGCUGCUGCUGCUGCACCUGCGCCACCAAUUCCACCAGGUGUUGUUGCUCACCUGCCCGGAUUUGGACCACGUCCGCCGUUGCUGGCUGCUGCUGCACCACUCCCACGCGCAUAUAUCGGCGGCAAUGUAUCCGCGCUUAAUUGCACCGACUGUUGCUUACCGGAGUGUCUAGCGGAGGAGAACGACGGCGGCGACGGCGGCGACAGCGUUGUGGUGCCAGCACAAAAGCAAUCAUCCCUCUCCGCUACAUGUCGACCCAAAACUUCAUCCUCGCUUAACUGCAACAACACCUGCUCGGAGUGCUCUUCGCAGGUCACAGCGCAGCAGCCUUCAUCAAAACUAACAACAACAACACCAUCAACAACACCAUCAUCCAUUCUGCCGCCAUUAACAGGAAUUCAAAUGAAAUUACAACACCUCACUGGCGCCGCCACAAAUUGUUGCUGA
Molecule: messenger RNA, 585 nt
Organism: Rhagoletis zephyria (snowberry fruit fly)
Lineage: Eukaryota; Metazoa; Arthropoda; Insecta; Diptera; Tephritidae
Product: mucin-7
Source: RefSeq, a predicted model, not a curated record